CAGGAUGCGUUUCACUGGGUCCUGAAAGCUCCGCUGAUGAUGGCCAAAAACUGACCAGAGCAGCUGUCAUACAGAUGUUUUACCGGUUUCACGGAAGUCGUAAUUAUUACGGGUCGCAUUCAGUUUCGUCUCUAUCACUGGUUCAGUUGUCGGCGGGUUGGAUCUUUUGAUUUGAGGAGGAUCAUCUGAAUCGAGGAGCCGUCCUGGGCGUUGCUGUAAGGUUACGCGUGGACAAUAGUGCAGCAACACAACACAACACAACACACAGAUUGACACAAGCUUUGAUCUGCGUGUUUUAUGUGCAUGGCCCUUAGUGUGAGAGCACCAUGAGUGGGGAGCCAGAUGCCUUGGCUGUGGUGAAUCAGCUGAGGGACUUAGCUGCUGACCCCCUCAACAGACGAGCUAUUGUUGAAGAUCAAGGCUGCUUGCCGGGCCUCAUUCUCUUUCUUGACCACCCCAAUCCACAAGUAGUCUACUCUGCGCUAUUGGCGGUGCGCUACCUGGCAGAAUGCCGUGCCAACAGGGAGAAGAUGAAGGGCGAGCUAGGCAUGAUGCUGAGUCUGCAGAACGUCAUGCAGAAGAGCACGUCGCCAGGUGAAACGAAGCUGCUGGCCUCUGAGAUCUAUGAGAUCCUGCAGAACGCCAGCAGCCCAGAGGCUGAACAGGCAGAAGCUGCUGCCUCAUGCCGAAAAAAAGGCCAAUUCUUCCUGGGCGGCACGAACAAACGGGCCAAAACUGUGGUGCUUCAGAUCGAUGGGCUUGACGACUCGGCGAGGAGGAGUCUCUGUGAGGAGGCCCUGCUGAAGAUCAAAGGAGUCAUCAGCUUUACCUUCCAGAUGGCUGUGAAGAGAUGUGUGGUUAGGAUCCGUUCUGACUUGAAGGCAGAGGCCUUGGGAACUGCUAUAGCUUCUACCAAAGUCAUGAAAGCACAACAGGUAGUGAAGGGAGAAGAUGGAUCUGAGAUUGUAAUCCCAUUCCAAGAGGACUCGGAUGUGGUGGUCGAGCAGAACAUGAAUUUGCCAGAUUAUCUGCCCGAGGAUGAGAGCCCGUCUCAGGAGCAGCACAAGGCAGUGACGCGAUUGGGCUCCGUGCAAGACGGCGUGAGCUGGCUGAGCACAGCCGCUAACUUCCUGUCCCGAUCCUUUUACUGGUGACCCUGCAUGCCUCGACCCCUUACAGCCUGCCCUCGAAGCGCAAGACUGCCGAGCGCACCUCGCAAUAAACUUAUAACCAAGUUCCAAUUUAAAAACAGCACAACAGGCUGCCUUUAAACAGUACGCGAUACAAACUGCUCCGAAACUCACGUUAGCGCUGCAUACGCACCACACAAGACACUAAAACGAGACAGCAGUCGGGAGAAAUUCACAGAAAGCGUUUCAUGUGUAUCUGGCUCUUUUUUUUUUUUUUUUUUUUUUUUUUUUUGGUCGGGUACUGUUUCCAAAUGAUUUGCCCCAGGUCUGUUGAGGCUAAACAACCUUCAGAGCUUCGUCACGAGCGGGACGGUUCGUGGUCGUGUGGGCCAUACCUUGAGGUUUUCUAAAUUUGUAUGAAUUUGGGUGCUUUCUGAUGUGUUCUAACCUUUCAUCUCAGCCUUUUUGUACAUUUUAAACAUCUUUAUUCUCAUAUUUGAUAAUCCUAAUAUUACGUUAUCCAUCAGCACGUUUUCAAAGUAUGCUGUAUUAUUUUGCUGCCUUUUUUAGCUUGUUGUGAUUUAUUAAUUUUAAAUCCUAAUUUUUUGUUUUUUCUGAAACCUUCUCAAGAUGUAAUCUAUGUUCCUAUCUGUAUUUUAUUUUUUUUCUUAUCUGUAUUUUAGGUUUAAAAUGUGUAGUGAUGGUUCAUUGUUACUCCUCUUUAAAGGGAUAUUUCACCCAAAAAUAAAAAUUCUGUCAUUUAUUCACCCUCAUGUUGCUCCUUACUCGUAUGAUUUUUCUGUCUGUUUUCUUUUUCUUUUUCCGAGGAACACAGAAGGAAAUGUUAGGCAGAAUGCCUCUGUCACAUUUCCCUUUCAUUGUAUGGACAAAGAUGGAAUUUAACUGAAUGGUGACUGAGGCUACCAGUCCCUAACAUUCUGCCUAAUAUCUCCUGUGUUUCAUGGAAGAAAGUCAUACAGGUUUGGAACAACAUGAGGGUGAGUAAUGAUUACAGAUUUUUAGUUUUUUGUGAACUGUCCCUUUAAACACCAGCAGUGGUUGCUGUGCAGUAAUAAUUAACAGUUAUGCCUCCAGAAAAGGGAAAGCACCUCAAAAUAGCUGUUACAAUGUGUGCAAUAUUAACCCGUCUUUGUUACAGCAUGUGCCAAGCACCAGAGUACCUUCUUUACAUUAGACAAGCAUGUUGUAAAAUAGAUCAGGUCCUUUAGCAAUUGAUGUUUGAAAGUCAUCUUUUUUUGUACCAUUCCUAAGCUUCAUCCAUAGUUUUCCUUUAUCAGCAAAGGCAUGCUGACUAUUUAUCAAAUGUUUUUAUUUUUAUUUUUUCUGUGUAUUCUUUACAUACAUGUGUCUGAAUGUUUUUUUUUCAGGGUUCAUACAUAUGUUCAUUUUAAGGAUGUGGUUCACCUGCUAGCCAAAUGCAUGAUCCUGUCAGCUCUGAUUAGACGUGCCUGUCACCUUUGCAUGACCACCACCAAUCAGCACCUUUAUGAACUGACCUCACAUAUCACGUUUGGGAAGUCUGCUCUGGGAUGUGUGUACUAUUUCCUGUAGCUGAUGUUCUUAUAUACUUCACAGUUUAACACUGUUUCUGGGUGUAAAGUUUUUUUCACCACUUGGUUGCAUUCAGUAUAGGGUGUUCCCAAAAGGAGUCCUGCAUACAUCCAUAUCAAAGAACAAGUCUGUACGAAAACUUAAGACCAAAACCUUAUGUUACAUUUUGUUAUCCCUAAAUUUAAAGGGAUAGAUCACCCAAAAAUGAAAAUUCUGUCAUCAAUUACACACCCUCAUGUUGUUCCAAACACGUAUGACUUACUUUCUUACGUAGAAUGCAAAAGGAGAUGUUAGACCGAAUGACAAUCCCAGUCACCACUUUCAUUGUAUGCAAACAAAUUUGCAUUGAAGUGUUCCAUCUUGUUUUACAUUCCACGGAAGUAAAAGUAAUACAAGUUUGGAACAAUAUGAGGGUGAGUAAUUGAUGACAGAAUUUUCAUUUUUGGGUGAUCCCUUUAAAUUUAGGGAUAACAAAAUGUAACAUAAGUUUUGGUCUUAAGUUUUCGUGCAGACUUGUUCUUUGAUGUAUGCAGGUCUCCUUUUGGGAACACCCUAUACUGAAUGCAACCAAGUGGUGAAAAAACUUUACAUUUUUGGUGAGUAAAUGAUGACAAUUUUAAAUUUUGGAUGAACUAUCCCUUUAACUCUUGUUUAAUUGAUUUGUCAUUCUUGUCAUCAGAUUUUCUCAUUAUGCUGUAAACCUUCAGUGGCAUUUGUAAGGCAUCGGUGUUUGCGUCCUUUUGUAUUUCUCUUUUGAAAUAAUUUGAACAUAUGUAAUCAGCAAGGCUUUAAAAGAGGCUGUAUGUUAUUUUUUUUUUCAUCACAUCAUGUUCACUUUAAUCUAAACUUAUGUGACCGUAUUAAUGUACAGAAUCGAAACAGUGGCUUGCUUUUAGUUGGAUCUAAUAUGAGAGAGGCCAUCAGUAUUAUAUUUAUGAACAAAAUCCAAAUUGCGUUACGUUUUAGUGUCUGAAUUUUAUUUUCAACCCUCUUGUACUGUACAUCAUCCUUCAUUGAAGCAUUUUAAGCUAUUCACUGUUACUCCAAGAAACAGAACCAAAACCCAUGGUAGAUUUAGUAGCUUCUCAUGUAGGCCUACAGUGCAUAUUUUCUGUUCAAUUAAAAAAAAAAAAAAAAAAGAAAGAAAAGUUUGUAGGACACAAAAUUCUUGGCUGUUCACAGGAAUUAUAUUGAUUAUUAAAUAGAUAAAAUAA
Molecule: messenger RNA, 3916 nt
Organism: Myxocyprinus asiaticus (Chinese sucker)
Lineage: Eukaryota; Metazoa; Chordata; Actinopteri; Cypriniformes; Catostomidae
Product: armadillo repeat-containing protein 1-like
Exons: 7
Coding region: 327-1154 (275 amino acids)
Molecular function (GO): metal ion binding; protein binding
Source: RefSeq, a predicted model, not a curated record